AGACAAAAUAGUUGUACCUUGUUUUCAUUUCAGAAUGUUUGUAGUGGGGAACUAAGAUGGAUUCCAAUGCCCAUUUAAGGAGUGGGCAUAAAACAGAGCCUCCCUGGGACCCACAAGUUCCCCCUUAUAACAGCUACCCACAAGUAGGAACCCCCUGGCCAAGCAACCCACUAACAGACCCCUGGAAGCAAAACAGCACCCUUAUAACUGAUCCCUGGAGUAGCUCCCAAGCAGACAGCCAAUCCUGGGCCAGCAAAAGCAAUGAGAACAACCACGGUAACAAAACCGUGGCCCCAAAUGUGGACCUCAGGAAUGUCAUGGCACAUGUAGCAGAGAGGGAUCUUGCUUCCAAAACCUCUCUUCCAUCCAGCCAAUAUUCCUUCAAUCAUUUAUCUGAGCAACUGCGCCAAUCUUCACGACCAGUUCACCAAGUGCCAGGAGAAGCUACGGAAAAAUUAUGCUCUGAUUGUGAAAAUUGUCGCCAAGGGGACUCAGAUAGAUGUGUGAAGCGUCAUGUAGUCCACUGGAAGAAGGCUAGCGAGGAGUUUGUGCCUGGUCAACAGCAACCACCAGAGAAAAAGGUAAGACAAGCACACAAGUGUCCAGAACACCUGCCAGGGAUGAAUGGACAUUCUGUGGAGCUGACUUCAAGUUUUCCCCUCCAGAGGGCAGAACCCCCUCAGUUACUUUCAGAAAUGUGGCCACAUUUCAUAGCUAAAAAUAUAGAAUUCAAGCUUCAACAACAGUUGGGAGAUGGAGGUAAAGAGCAUAUUAAAUUACAGUCAGGUUUUCCUACAGGUAUACAUGAAAACCAAAUUGCUAUUUUCCCAAGAGACGCUAAUAGAAACCGUGAACAGCUUCAUGAAGCUUUUAAGAAUGGAGAUGACAAAAACAUAAACCAUGUAAAUUCCUUUUCUCAACAUUUACAUGGGAACAAAAAAGGAUGCACUGAAAAUCAGAAUCUAUCAGGGAAAGGUGUCCAUUCAAAAGAUUUGGUAAGGGAAAUUGUUCAGAAAAGAAUUGAGUCCAGAACCCCACCUAGAGCUCAGAUGAACAGUGUGUCACCAGUAAUAGAUAAGGAGGGGGCUCCAAAUACUAGUUACAUGAACAAAAUUGAAGCAACUCGCCCCAGUGUGGUAACUGAGGGGGUAAAGGAGGGGACAUUCCAUCAAGCACAAACGCAGAGAGAAACUCUGUACAACAACUGGAUAAAUCCUCUGAAUAGCUUUCAUCCAGGGACUCCAAAAGAUUCCAGGAACUCAUUUACAGGAAACAACGCUGUUCCUGGAAUAGAUGGAUUAAAAGCAAGUAUUGAGAAUGGACCUGGUCAUUUAUCUCAGAUGGCCUCUCUCCCAGGGUUCUCUGGGAGAGAGAACAGCCACCAGGUGGAACCUUUGUCAAUCCGAGCCAAUCCUGGAGACUCUGCAAACACCAACUUCUCCGGUAACAGCAAAGAUCAAUUUAUGUCAGAUCACAUUCAGCCUGCUUCGACAUCCACCCCUCACUGUGAUACCACCACACAGCAGGCUGACAACACAAAAGGAAACAAUGUUUUAACAACUUCUGGUCCACAGGCACUGUCCUCCUCUGUGCCACCAAUGCCAGUCCAGCCCAAUGCUUUCAUACCGCAGAAAGUGCUCCAGCCAGCUGAUCUGGUCAAUGGUGUGCAGGGGUCAGCUGGUGACCAGACUGGACAUCUGACCACUGAUGCAGUGGCCGAUACCCUUGAGGAGCAUGACGAGCUGUUUGAGAGACUGAAACUUAACCAACCUAUCAAGGUGCCUGAGUGUGGGUGCCUGGGACCAGAAGGUGUUAAAGAGAAGGAUGAGGGACCAUACUACACACACCUGGGGGCUGGGUCUACAGUCCAGGCUGUAAGAGAACUGAUGGAGAGGAGGUUUGGAAUGGGUGGCAAAGCAGUACGGAUAGAAAAGGUCGUAUACACAGGGAAGGAGGGAAAGAGUAGUCGGGGGUGCCCUGUUGCUAAAUGGAUAUUACGCAGGUCAGGCCCAGAGGAGAAAGUUCUUACUGUUAUUCGCCAUAGGGCUGGUCACCACUGUGAUACCGCUGUCAUUGUCAUAAAUAUUGUAUUAUGGGAGGGUAUCCCCAGCCCACAUGCAGAUGACCUGUAUAAUUAUUUACGCUCAACUGUAACUGACAAUGGUUUUGAAACAGAACGCAGGUGUGGAACUAAUGAAGAGAGAACUUGUGCAUGCCAAGGCUGGGAUGACGACCGCAGGGGAGCCUCUUUCUCAUUUGGCUGCUCCUGGAGCAUGUACUACAAUGGCUGCAAGUUUGCCAGGAGUAAAGUGGUUAGAAAGUUUAAACUCAAGUGUCCUGAUCAUGAAAGUAACAUGGAGACGAGGAUGCAACACCUGGCUGAUCAUGUAGGUCCACUGUACAAACAAAUGGCUCCAGAUGCCUACAACAACCAGGUCCAGUUUGAGAACCAGGCUUUGGAAUGCAGGUUGGGAAACAACCCAGGUCGGCCAUUUUCAGGGGUCACAGCUUGUGUAGACUUCUGUGCUCAUGCUCACAAAGAUGUACACAACAUGAAUAAUGGAAGCACUGUGGUUGUGACUCUUACCAAGCACCGUGGCUUUGAGAAACCAGAUGAUGAACAACUCCAUGUUUUACCUCUGUACAAAUUAGAUGCUGUUGGAGAAGAUGGGACCUUUGAUGAAACAAGAAGAAAGAUUGCAUCUGGGGCCUUGGAAGUGUUGACUAAGUACCCGAUGGAGACCAGAGUGCGGGCAGUGCCCCUCACACCUUGUAAGAAGAGAAGUAAAGACAGAAAGUCUAAAGAUAGCCCAGGCCGUAGAAAAUUGUCACCAGUGAGAGUCAAAUCUCCUGCGCAUCUUAAUCAAAGCAGUCCUUUGGCACAGAAAGUUGUUGACAAAGUGAAAGCAAAAAGGAAACCAAAGAAAUUGGAGAUGAACAAGGGAUCAAACUGGGAAGGUUACUCUGACAGCAAUGCAAAGAUAUUUAAGAAAGAAAUGGUCCCGCAACAGUAUCAGAAGGAGCAGGACCGCCAGCUAGCAGAAUGGCAGGCACAGAUGGGGCUACGGCCUAUGUAUCCAAAUGUGAUGAUGCAGCAAACAGCCAUGAUGGGGGGAGAAAUCCCCCAAGUCCACCCUCAGUGGGGGUUCCCUAUGAUGCCCAUGCACCCACAUGUACAGCAAGGGUUUCCAAUGGGGGGCAACAUGAUGAAUUAUGGAGGAUUUCCACAUUGGCCAGCAGGUCUACCUAGUAUGGACAACAUCCAUAAAGAUCAGGCAAAUCAACAGAAUAAAAAUAAGUUAGGGCAUUCCAUUGAUCAGCUUCUCCAGGCUGGAAAUAACCCAAAUCUUCAUCCCCAUCUUCUUCAACAACAACAGCAGCAGCAACAACAACAACAACAACAACAACAACAACAACAACAGUACUUAGAGAGACAACAGCACCUGGUAGAACAGCAGCAACAUCAUCAGGGUCACCAUCAGAUUAAUAAUAUGCAACAAACUAACAAUUUAAUCAACAAGCUGAAACAAGAAAAUAUCCAAGCCAGUCGAUCUGUACCGACCUCACCACUGCAUUCCAAUAUUAAGCAUGAAAUUCCAAGUCCAUGUCAUCUUGCUAUGCAGCAACAGCAGAAGCAGGGCUGGCCACAGGGUACUUUUCCACAAUACCGACAAGAGAAUGCCCAACAAACUGUAAAACAAGAACCAAUGAAUGGAAACCGACCAGAUUAUCCCCUUUCUCAGUUAGGCCAGCAUGCAGAGACACAACACAUAGCUUCACAUCCUGGAUCACAGACACCAGCAGGAGGGAAUUCUUCUGGCCAGCAGGUGACAGUAGGAACUCAUGUUACUGGCCAGCAGAUGGCAGCAGGCACUCAUGGCACUGGUCAACAGAUGGCAGCAGGAACUCAUGGUAAUGGCCAACAGAUGGCAGCAGGAGGUUGUGGUACUGGGCAACAGAUAGCAGCAGGAGCUCAUGUUACUGGCCAACAGAUGGCAGCAGGUGAUCAUGGCAAAGAACAACCAAAGGCUCCUGGUACCAGCCACCAGAUGGCAGCAGGACUCUCACCACUUGAUCUGUUGACCAUGGCUGUGGAAAUCCAGUCUAGAGAUCUGGAAAACAAACGUGGACAUCCUGAAGUUAACAAUAGACUGGUGAAUCAGAACUUUCCAAAGGGUGCCAUUCAAGGUGAUAUAAAAUCUGAGAUUCCCCAACAGUGUUCGCUGAGAAGCAGCUUACCUCAGGAGAUCAGUAAUAAAGCAAUAUAUGAUCAAAGUCAGAAUACUGCAGCAGCGCCAUUAGCUCAGGGCAGCAGCAACUGCAAUAUGCAACAACAGCCAGUUGCUGAUCAUCAUCUUGCAAAUGCUAACAAUUAUAUUCCAUCAGCUAACAACACUGCCAUUCAAAAUACUAUAUUUGAUACCAAUAACAAGAAUCAACAUGAUAAUAAUCAGUAUUUAUCAGGUCAACCCCCUACCUUACCUUCUGUGCCAGUGGACAAUACCCCUAAGGACUUUGAGUAUCACUCUGACAAUGAGGAAGUCUUUCAUGAUGAGGAGGUGGGUGGGGUUGCCAUUGCUCUUUCUCAUGGGUCUAUAUUAUUUGAAUGUGCAAAGCGAGAGCUUCAUGCAACCACGGCAUUGAAGAACCCUAACCGGCAUCAUCCUACCAGGAUUAGUUUAGUGUUCUAUCAACAUAAAGCUAUGAAUAACCGAUACCAUGGUUUGUACGAGUAUGAGAGGAAGCUGGAAAUGUGGAAAGAACGGCGUAUGAAGAAACGUUUGGAGGCUGGACAACCAGAACCCACAGACAAUGAAAAGGCCGAAGCCUUACUUGGAAUACAGGGAAAACGUAAGAAGAAGUCUGCAGAGGAGGAGAAGAAAUUGAAGUUCAAACCACCCGUAUAUAGGUAUAUGUGGCCAGCUCCUCUUAAGAUGUCUAGUACAGCCACCACUGAUACAGUGGUGACACGCUGGAUAAAACCACAAACCAUGGUAACGGGUCCAUAUCAGAAGUGGGUGUAGAUUUGCAUACUGAGUCAGGAGAAAUGGUGUUCCAUCAUAAGAUUUAAGUGUUCUUUUUGAAUGUAGAAACUUCACUCUGUUUAGCUGACGGUGUUAGAUAUAAGAGAUUGAGCGGUUUUUAACCUCGUGCAAAGAGAUAUUUUUAUGUCCAAAUUUUAGAUUCCUUGACAAAGGACGUAAUUUGCAUGGCUGGUGGCCAUGUUUGUAUCAGGUUCAAAGGACAUCAUCACAGUGUAUAGAUCUGUGGUUUGGUGACAUUUCUCAAAGAUCUCAAAUUUUUUAUCAGCAAAUUGUACACAGAGGAUUAAUUUAUUUCCAUUUGUAUGAGUGUUGUAGUGUACUUAUACCACUGAUUGUGGUAGGUGUGGUGUUUCAGGACAUUGUAACAGUUGAGUUGAGCACAACAACUAAGUUUUGUUAAAUGGUAUAUUGCCUGUAAACAUAAUUAUUUUCAGUAUAUAAUCUGAAGUCAGCUUUUGUUUCUCUUUCUAUAUGUGGGAGACUCCGAUGAUAUAUCUGUUGAUUAAGUCAUGGAUUUGUCAUGUUUUUGAUAGUCUUUCAUUCUGUUUGUUGAUUUUAGCUUUUGUUUAUCUUGGAUGUUGAGAUGUAUUCAUAUGAGAUUGAGAUGUUCAUAGUUUUUUAUAACUGUUUUUAUAGUUCUUAUAUGAAACAGUACUUUUAUAGACCAUGGGACAUCUUCCAUUGUGUUUUGUUAUUUAUUCACUGAAUGGGGAGAAGGGUUUAUGGGGUGCACUUGUUGGUUUUAACUGAUUUUUUAGAAAUGUUGUAAAAGAAACCCUUUUUGACUGGUAGAUUUCCAUUGUCAUUUACUGUAGUUUAGAUGGUAGUUAUAUCUUAAAGAGUUAGAAGUUUUACCCAUGGAUUCCUUGUUUGAAGAUGUUACAUUUUAACCUUAUACACAAUUGUUUCUUCAACUAUCUUCUCCAGAUAGGCAUCAACAACAAAAUAAUAGGCAUUUACAAAAAAAAAAUCUUAAUGUUAUGAUUAUAUACAACCUAACUUGAUGAAAAUCAAGUUUUUGAAUUAUAUAUCAGGGUUCUUGAUACUUUGUAACUUUAUACAACUAACCAGUAAUAAUAAACAAUGCAUAGCAUAUGUAAAGUAUAUUUUGUAAUCACUGCCAAUAUCAAUGUUUACCAAGAGUAGAACUCAAAUUCUUAGAUAAUUAUGUAUAGUUUUUAUCGAUUCUGAAACCUAACUUAUAUGGAUAUAUUCACAUAAUGUGUUCAGUAAGUAUAUCUUUGUUUGUGGUGUAUAGCAAUUUGAUCUCUAAGUUUUGUUUUGCUCAAAAGACUUGUGCUACUUGGUUGUUUCAAGGUGCAAGAUAUGAUGAAGGGUCAAUCACUUCAAAACUCUAAAACCAUCAACAUGUUCUGGUCACUAUCGGGACCAGCAUGCUGUGCUUAUAAGAGAUUGCUACUACAACUUUGAGAUGUGUGGACUAGUAAUUAUAUUUUAACUAUUUUAGGUUGACAUUAUCUGUUGAUUAUAAUUCUGUUUCUGGAUGUGACAUGCUCUUGUAUUUUUUUCAGUGUAAAUUUGUAAUUUUAGAUCACCAAUGGUAAAUUUAUUUGUAAAUAAUUUGUAUGUUAUCUAUGUGUGCAUUAUGUUUUUGUCGGGUAUUUUAAUAAUCGUACACAAAAUCUUUGGUGUAAUAAAAUGUAUUGGUACAUG
This is a messenger RNA of Lingula anatina, 6719 nucleotides long. RefSeq names its product methylcytosine dioxygenase tet3. The record is from RefSeq and is a predicted model, not a curated record. Gene Ontology annotation, molecular function: DNA 5-methylcytosine dioxygenase activity. Gene Ontology annotation, biological process: positive regulation of transcription by RNA polymerase II; chromosomal 5-methylcytosine DNA demethylation, oxidation pathway. NCBI's taxonomy places the organism in Eukaryota, Metazoa, Brachiopoda, Lingulata, Lingulida, Lingulidae. Gene Ontology annotation, cellular component: nucleus.